AACAGUACCUUUGGUUUGUAAAAAUGACAAUUUUUGGCCAGAUUCCAAUACGUGUAUGACGUGUACAGUAAUAAAACUAUUGUAGGGCUUCCUGUGUCUUACGCAAAGAACGCCUGGGAGUUCUUUUCAACCUUUGAUCGGCCUUCAGUCACCUGUCCAAAGAAGAUUUUGAUAUUUUCUUUUAGGCAUCAAAAACUUUUGGAGGUACUUCUGGAGAUACUGUAAAUUCAUACACAAGCAUAUGUUUUUGUUACGUUGUUGAUAAUGUUAAAUAGAAGAUCCCAAACAAAAGAUCUGAGAGGACGAAUUUCGUCGAAUUCUACACCCAAAGAAAAUACGUCCAACGAGCUAGACSGCAAUCAAGAAACCGUCUUGGAGAAAUUGCACACAUUAGAUGUCGAUAUUUCAAGUAAACUAAGCUUCUGUGCCGGGAAAGGGCAUAGUUGGAGAAGUAUUUUAAUCGCUCUUGAAAUCUCCGGUCAUGGGAUCCCGUGGAUCAUUGGUGUCGUGCUAGCAAUGUAUAGGCUUAGAGAUCACCAGCAACAAUUUGCCCUUAAUUUUCUACUGGCCCUCUUGCUUGACUUGCUCGUAGUAGGACUACUGAAAGUCAUAUUUCAACGUAAAAGACCUGUAAACAAUGAGAUGGACAUGUUUGCAACAGUUUCUGUUGAUAACUUUUCCUUCCCAUCAGGCCAUACUACAAGGGUUUCCAUGGUAGCAGCAUUGUUCAGUCUUGUUACAUCCAAUGUAUUUUAUCGAGUAAUAGUUAAUGUGUGGGCUAUCAGUGUAGCUGUAUCCAGAAUAAUGCUGGGACGCCAUCAUGUCAGUGAUGUAUUGUUUGGUGCUAUGAUUGGUUUGGUGCAAUACUGUGUAAUUUUACAAAUAUGGCUWCCUCUAAAAACUUGCCAAUACAUUUUAGAUUUAGUUCCAUAUGUGGAUAUUGUACAAUGACACUGAACAUUAAAUAUCAGCACAAGAAUGAAUCCUAAAAGAAGGUCAAGGUUUCAGUUGUUCAGAUCCAUUCASUUCUUUGCCACAACGUUUUCAUAUUAGAAAAGCAGCUGUAGCUAAUUGAACUAGUUUAGGCAAUAAAUCAAAUAUAAGGA
This is a messenger RNA of Exaiptasia diaphana, 1106 nucleotides long. RefSeq names its product phospholipid phosphatase 6-like. Gene Ontology annotation, molecular function: sphingosine-1-phosphate phosphatase activity. Lineage: Eukaryota; Metazoa; Cnidaria; Anthozoa; Actiniaria; Aiptasiidae. The record is from RefSeq and is a predicted model, not a curated record. The transcript has a single exon. Bases 265 to 951 code for a protein of 228 amino acids.